Molecule: messenger RNA, 465 nt
Organism: Drosophila novamexicana
Lineage: Eukaryota; Metazoa; Arthropoda; Insecta; Diptera; Drosophilidae
Product: cuticle protein 16.5-like
Exons: 4
Coding region: 1-465 (154 amino acids)
Source: RefSeq, a predicted model, not a curated record
AUGCCCGGAGGCGUUGUGGGCGGCUUUGCUAGCAGCGGCAACGCAAGCGGCGCUGGCGCCACCUGGCGGCCGAACUCGUUCAUAUGCAGCGCCAACGGCAGCGACCGUCCAGUUGAUUGGCUAAAGGCAUCAGUCGCUGACAAACCAACAGACCAUAACAAUCAACUUUUGCUGCAGUUCUUCAUCUGCUUGGCUCUCUGCGUGGCUGUCGCUCAGGCAGGCUACCUGGCUGCUCCAGUUGCCACCUACGCUGCCGCUCCAGUGACUACAUAUGCUGCAGCAGCUCCCUUGGCCACCUAUGCCCGGACCGCCUAUUCCGCUGCCGCUGUGCCCGCCGCCUACUCCACCUAUGGAGCUCAGGCAUAUGCCGCACCUGCCACCACUUAUGCUGCCUCCCCCUAUGGCGCACCCAUCUCUACCUAUGCUGCUCCAGCUGUCAUCAGCCCCUUCCUGAAGAAGAAGUAA